GUUUCUAGGGACAUCCAGGGUCCCCCAGGAUAGAGCCCACUGUCCAGCUAUCUUCCCCAAGCAGAUUCUCAAGCUCCCAGAGUUACUUUUUCUCUGGAACUCUGCAGGCCACUCCCCCUGAUGCAAUCAAUAUCUGGGUUUGGGCAGAAAGGAGGGUGCUAUACGGCCCGCCCCUUCUGAGCUGUCUGGGCCGGCUCCUCUUUCCGGAACAAUUCGGGCAGCACAACAACUGAGACCUCAGCUCCAACAUCUGUUUUCUGAAGCAAGGAUGGCUGGGAUGGACAGGAUGUCGCAUAGUGAAAGGAAACAAUGUUCCAGGUCAAACUGAGUCUGCCAAACACGGACCCUCACGAAGAUUCUAGAAGAAAUCUUGACAAGUCUUAUCAUGUGGCUUUUCUACACCUUGAUUCCAUGUUUGCUCAUAGAUGGAGUUGCCCUUCUGCCUGCCCCUCAGAACCUCUCUAUACAGUCAACCAACAUGAAGCAUCUCUUAACAUGGAGCCCAGUGAUCAUGGCUGGAGAAACAAUCCACUAUUCUGUUGAGUACCAGGGAGAGUAUGAGAGCCUGUACAUGAGCCACAUCUGGAUCCCCAGCAGCAGGUGCUCACCUACCACAGUUCCUGAAUGUGACGUCACCGAUGACAUCACUGCCACCGUGCCAUACAACCUCCGUGUCAAGGCCAUCCUAGGCUCACAGACUUCAGCGUGGAGCAUCCUGAAGCCACCCUUUAAUCGAAACUCAACCAUUCUAACCCCACCUGGAAUGGAGGUCACCAAGGAUGGCUUCCACCUGGUGGUUAAGCUGGAGGACCUGGGACCCCAGUUUGAGUUCCUCGUGGUCUACUGGAGAAGGGAGCCUGGUGCUAAGUGUGUAACUGGUUUCUGGUCUCCUAAAGGAACAUGUCAAAAUAGUGAGGAGCAGGGGUGUUCCAGUGCACCUGGAAACCAUGGAGCCAGCGGCUGUGUACUGUGUGAAGGCCCAGACGUUCGUGAAAGCCAUCGGGAGGCACAGCACCUUCAGCCAGGCAGAAUGUGUCAAGGUGCAAGAAGAGACCCUCCCCCUGGCGCUGGCCCUGUUUGCAUUUGUUGGCUUCAUGCUGAUCCUUGUGGUUGUGCCGCUCUCCAUCUGGAAGACGGGCCGGCUGCUCCGGUACUCCUGUUGCCCCGGGGUGGUGCUCCCCGACACUUUGAAAAUCACCAAUUCACCCCAGAAGUUAAUCAGCUGCAGAAGGGAAGAGGUGGAGGCCUGUGCCACCACCGUGCUGUCUUCUGAAGAACUCCUCAGAACCUGAUCGAGGAGGCGUGGGGAAGGCCCGCAUGAAGCUGAGAAACCUGGUCUGCAUGACACAGGGGGAAGGCUGUGCUUCUGUGUCUCUGUUUUCCUCCAAGGACAAGAGGAGUCAGAAGAGCUUACUGUGUCCAUUUCUAGAAGCAACUGUCAGAGGCAGAGUGGUUUGGCAGACAAAGCACUGAGUGGGGGCAGAUGUGCCUACAGAACUGGAUCUAUCUGCCAUCCACUAGCUGAAUGACCGUGGGAAAGUGACUUGUUCUCUCUGGCUCUCAGUUUUUCAUUACAAAAUGGGUGGAUUAAGUAUACAACUAUUAUACCAUAUAUAUUCAGCCCUGGCAGAGCUGUAGGGAAAUUGGUGACGCUGUACAUUGCAAUUGGUGUGGCUCUUCCGAAGAGCAGUAUGUAAAAGUAUAACAGGCAUGAUCAGAGACUCUGUACACCAAGUGGGUUUGGAGAUCCCACUUUCCUAGAGGAAACCUUGAAAAGGAAAGGAAGGAUGGGUACAGUGGUGUUGGUUUCACUUUAAGCCAAUGCCUGUGCAGAGGUGAAUGGCUCAGCCUGCCCUACAAUGAAACUGGGACGUGCAGGAAUGCUGUGAGUAUAUGAAAUACUGUAAAUGGUGAAUAGUGUGUGCACAUUGAGGACAGCAGCUAAAAUGUAUGUGUAUGAUGAGACGACAACACAGAAGGACGUCAAUAAGUGCGAUAUUUGCUAUGUUCCUUUUUCCUGUAGGGUUGUUAAAGUAUAGAACUAAAAGCAGAAAGGGGUCCACCUUGGGUAAUCAUUUUGGUUUCUUCCAAAAAAGUGACCUUUAGGGUUCUAGUUAUAUCAAGGACCUUGAGUCCAGAGAGGCCACUGAAGACAACCUUUGGUCAGGAGGUGUAGGGGCGACCUUAGGUCAGGGAUGGGGCAGGAGAAGAAUAAGGGGGCAGCCUCUAGCCACAUGAGAACUCCAACUGAGGCAGCUGGCCAAAGCCUCCCCUGGUCAGGGGGCUCCUGGGUCUUCCUGGGGGCCUCACUCUACAGGGAAUCCCUUUGGGGAUCUCUUUUCCUUAAGAGGCCUGCCUCUGGAAGCUUCUUCCUUUUCCUCUCCUUCACUAGGAGGGGGAAAGAGGGUCAGAGAACGAAUGGAGAGGGGAAGUUCUUUUUGGCAAAGUGAUUGAUGGGCAAGGCCUGUGCCUCUCCCUUCUUAUCCCCCACCCCUAACCGCUCUGGAGCUUCUGAGCUGAUUGUCUCCAUGCCCACUUCCUGGUCCCCUUCCAGCCAGCCCAGUGGGGACCAUCUAACUGCCUCAACCAGGUGUUUCCCCCUACAAGAUAGAGGCCUACAACCAUCUCUCCACCUGGUGGGGUUUCAAGUGAUCAAAGGAUGGGAUCUCUCAAGAUGAGAUACUUGAAGAUCUUUCCCUUUGUACUAUUUUGUAUGCUUUUGUGUUGUUUGACUCUUUUGUGAAGGGUAUUUGUUAAUUUUAUAUUUGGCUUACACUGAAAACAUUUUCAUUUUGCAAAAAUAAAAACUAUUCUACUUCACUGAUCACCACAUUCCUUCUUCCCUCUUCCCAGCCUCUCCACUCUGGCCACUGUCCCUCUGUACCUGUCCAAGUUCAGGACCCAGAAAUGACCCAUGACUUCCCUUUGCUUGAGUCUCUCUCACAGUUGUCCCAGGGCCUAUCCAUUCUUGCUGGUAUAUGUGGCUAUACAGAAAGUUCUAUUGAUUAUUCUGUUGUUUCUUCAGGUCCCCAGAAUACAUUCAUUGAAGCCCAAACACACCAGACACUAAGCUAAUCCCCAGAGGGGCUGCCUUCUCUGUAGCUGGUUACGUCCUUCUCUCCUGGAGCACUAUGUCCUGACACCCCAGGCCUCCUUUCCCCCCUUCCAGGACACUUUAACAGUAAAAAGAGGCACAAGUAAUAACUCCAAUAGGAUGACAAUGGAAGACUGAUCAUGUGUUGCAGUCCUUGUUAUUGCUCAACCCAGUAGAGUGUGCCUGAACCCAGGAUCAAGCCCAGCUUUCUUAGUCCUGCCUUCAGGAUCCAAUAAACAAAAACCCCAAAAGGAGAAUCUAAAAGGAGCAUCCCAAAGGAGAAUCUUGGCUGACAUCAACUGACAAUAAAUUGGAAAAGUCAUGAGUCCAUAAGGAUACACAAAACAGCAAAUGCUAAUACAAUGAAU
Myotis daubentonii (Daubenton's bat) is the source of this 3462-nucleotide messenger RNA. RefSeq names its product interleukin 20 receptor subunit beta (gene IL20RB). The record is from RefSeq and is a predicted model, not a curated record. Lineage: Eukaryota; Metazoa; Chordata; Mammalia; Chiroptera; Vespertilionidae. Gene Ontology annotation, biological process: cytokine-mediated signaling pathway. Gene Ontology annotation, cellular component: plasma membrane. Gene Ontology annotation, molecular function: interleukin-20 binding; cytokine receptor activity.